CUGGACGAGGAUAUUGAGAACCUGAUCAGCUUCAUCAAGAGCGGUGAUCUGCUCAUGAUGUUUCACUCUGCAGAGUCCGGUUCCAAACACGUCGAAGCUAUCAACCUUGCCGCUGCUGGAGACGUGGACUCCGGCGCUGCGCGUACCUCGUCCGACGAAGCUACUGCACUGCUUGAGACUUUAUUUGCCUGUAUAGCAAAACUUGAUCAGCACUCGCGAGCGUCUGUCCUCCUGAAGCUCAGAUUACGUAUCAAUGAGCUCGACGCCGAGACUGGGCUAGACCAGUCAGCAACGAACGCACUGGAAUCUUCAUCUAGAGACACCACGCAGUCUUUGGUAUCAGAAAUUGAAACUGCAGUGCAACACACAGAGACAACCCCAGCGGCACCGCGAAGGUAAAGGGCACCAACUAUAUCCGUUAAAACCGACAGUCCCGUGCCAGUCCGAUGGGGCAACCCGGUGUCUCCCCCCUUUCGGAGGCAUAGAUAUGCGUGCAAGACUAAAUGCAUGACGGGUGAAGACAAUAUCGACUGGCCAAUCAUCAUUCUUUGGCAACGUCCAACCAUAAGUAACUCGGCACCGAUAGAGAGCGAGAGGAGGAGCAUGCGACAAUACACUGGCAUUGCAUUGCAAGGUGUUAUGUGAGGUUGCCGCAGGCAUGGUCCGCUGGUUUGCCCCACGAGAGAACGACUGAGAAUGUCCGCCGAGGUCUCGAGUAUAACGUCAGCCAGCUUCUCGGUCCAUUGAGUGUGCAGCAUCGAGUGUAACACUGCGGCUGGAUCAGUUCUUUCUCGUGGGAGGGCAGGAUUCAAGACAUUAAGAUGCGAAUACGUGGGGAACCAUCUGGACAUAAUUAGGGAUAUUCCAACGGGCUAGCAGCGCAGGGCAUCUGCGCAGCUGGUCGACGAUGACCACGCGGGCUGCCAACAACGAUGGUUCUUUCAGUCAACGCAUAUUACACACAACAACAAGCACCCAUGUGAGGCGAACGUAGUGUUGUCGCCUGGCAGAACAUCAUGGAUGGUAAACUGAGCGAGCAAUCGGAUAGCUGGAAGGUGAAAAAUUCCGAACAAGGGCUUGAGGUUCAAGUAGCGUCAUCAAUAGCCCACGUUUUGAUGGUUGGCGGAACAGUCCGAUUGGACACGGUACGGCGUGAUCGAGGUUCCGCAGGAGGAACUCUGAAGAGGGGCAACACCAUGAUUACCCUGGUGCUCCAGGCCAUGCCGUCCGAUAGCUUUCUAGUCAAAUGCACCCCGGCCGGGGCGGAUCGUUCUCCCCAGGCCUGGCCCAAGAGCAUCGGAUUUAGUGCCGGGUGAAUUUGGAGAAGGAGGAGGUGAGGGGGAGGAGGUAGUAGGGGGUGGGAAAGCCGCUUAGCCAUAGCGUUUGCCUGCCGGUAGACCCUCCUUACCCAUGUCGGCCUGAAGCGUCCGCACCGCCGGUAGGUUCAUCUAUAUAUACCCAUCGGUCGAAACGUGCGGUGC
Molecule: messenger RNA, 1481 nt
Organism: Verticillium alfalfae VaMs.102
Lineage: Eukaryota; Fungi; Ascomycota; Sordariomycetes; Glomerellales; Plectosphaerellaceae
Exons: 2
Coding region: 58-399 (113 amino acids)
Source: RefSeq, a predicted model, not a curated record